AUGCCCCGCUGGGGAAGACCACCAGGGGGCUCGUCGGGUGUGGGGAGAUACUACGAGGGGGGGCAGAACGACGUGCAUAGGUUUCAAGAAUUGGAUAGCGACGAUGAGAAGGGUGGCGUUGUAUUAGAUCAGGCGUUUCAGCCGGUUUUGAACGGCAAGAGCAUCAAUUCGGAUGAGCUUUACUUUAAUGAUAUGGAUAUUAGUGCCUGGGAGGGCAGGGCAGCAGCUUUGGGUGAGGCAACAUACCAGGAUCGUGGUCAUCAACAGGAUUAUGAUGAGUAUCUCGGCGACGACUUCGAUACCGCUGAAUACGAGGAAAUACUAUUCCGCCGCGUACUCGAUAAGAUUCGGAUAGCAAGAGCAGCGGGUAAUCCAAACGUAUCACUUAGUCCAGAAGAGUUACGCGCGUAUGAUUCACGACUUCGCGGACCAAGGACAACAGCAGUUCGCCCUGAAAUCCACUCUCGGCCGAACAGUGCUUCCUACCCCAACGACCCCACAAGUGUGGUUAGAGACGAUGCGACUAGCAAGCACGGCAGUUCCUCCAGAUCGAAGAAAGAUCAGAAGCGAAGUUCAAUCUUUGGAUCAAAGUCGAAGGAGAAGCCCAGCAGUCGCAAACGUACAUCUACCGUAUCAACCACAGAUAGCCGUGCACCGCCACCCGGCUUCGUCAUACCUGGCCCCGACGGACAGUCUGUCGUCCCGUUCCGCGUCUGA
Messenger RNA from Alternaria arbusti, 717 nucleotides. RefSeq lists its product as uncharacterized. Bases 1 to 717 code for a protein of 238 amino acids. The record is from RefSeq and is a predicted model, not a curated record. The transcript has 2 exons. Lineage: Eukaryota; Fungi; Ascomycota; Dothideomycetes; Pleosporales; Pleosporaceae.